This is a messenger RNA of Rotaria sordida, 540 nucleotides long. NCBI's taxonomy places the organism in Eukaryota, Metazoa, Rotifera, Eurotatoria, Philodinida, Philodinidae. The record is from the annotation of a GenBank genome assembly.
AUGAAUAAAAAAAGUUCUACUGAAUUAGAAAAGUACAUCAAUCAAACUUACAACAGCAGAAGAGUACAAAGCCUAGUUAAAGAUGGACAGACUAGUGAGGCUGAAAAAUUCCACAUAAAAGACUUUGGAAAGAUAGUAUUCGCCGUAAAUGGCCGUGAAUCACAAUAUGUGCGCAUCCCAUUCGUUCUAUCCGAACAGCAGAAAAAAUUUGCAUCCACACUAUCAUCAUCACAAAAACUGACAAAUGACCAGAAUCCGGUAAUUGCUUUGCGCGCUGAAAUCGAACAUCAAAUCAAAGAAACAUUUAAAAUACCUAUCAUACAAAUAUUGGCUAAUGACGAUGCUUCAUCAGUCAUGACAGUAUGUAAUGCUCUCAGACACGGCACACCUAUCAUUUUGAUUGAGGGCACUGGUCAAGUUGCGAAUGAGUUUGCUAAGUGGUACAGACAUCUCUACGGCUGCCAUUUGAUGAAUCCUCAAGUGUAUCGUUCAGACGCUAUCUACGCAGAAGCUCGAAGAAGCACAUUCGAAAUAUUGUAA